Molecule: messenger RNA, 3125 nt
Organism: Amaranthus tricolor (Joseph's coat)
Lineage: Eukaryota; Viridiplantae; Streptophyta; Magnoliopsida; Caryophyllales; Amaranthaceae
Exons: 12
Coding region: 341-2959 (872 amino acids)
Biological process (GO): carbohydrate metabolic process
Source: RefSeq, a predicted model, not a curated record
AUGUCCCGGCCAAGUGAGUGGUAAGCCAACACCCAAUCAAAAAAAAAAGUAGUAAGCCAACAGUUGGUUAAACUGAUUCCCUACAUCUGCGACUGCUAAAUUGUCAUGCACUUUGGCCCUUUGCUUUCCUUCUUUUUACCCUCACUUGCAUAUCUGAUUCUUCUUUCUCUCUUUCAACAAAUUCCGCAACUGAAAAAGAGGUUCUUCCUUAGUAAUACCCACAGAAUGCCUUAACCUUAGACCAAUUCUUUCCGCUCAAUUGUGGAAGUAUCUCACAACUCUGACUUUGAUCAAAUUAUGCUUCUGGGGUUUUGGGUAAUUCUUCAAAGGUAAAAAGAAUAUGACUUUUUAUACAUGCAAUAAUGCUUUACUAGCAAUUUCUAUGCUUUUCCUAUCUGGGUUUCAUGUUUAUGAUGCUAAGGAAUGUACAAAUAGUCUUAAUUAUAAUCAACUCUCAUCAAAAACCUUGAGAUAUGAACUUUUGACAUCAAGAAAUGAAACAUGGAAACUAGAUAUGAUGAAUAAGAUGUCUAAUGAUCAUUUUCAUUUGACUCCAACUGAGGAAUCUUCUUGGUCUAGUUUAUUUCCUAGAAGAAUUUUAAGGGAAGAAGAUGAAUCAAGAUGGAAUAUAUUGUAUCAGAAAAUCAAGUAUUCUGAUAAAAAAAACAAGAAUUUUCUUAAGGAAAUUUCAAUGCAUAAUGUGAGAUUAAACCCUGAUUCAUUACAUGGGAAAGCUCAACAAACAAAUUUAGAGUAUUUGCUAAUGUUGGAUGUUGAUAGUUUGGUUUGGAGCUUCAGAAAAACUGCUGGUUUAUCCACUUUAGGAACUCCAUAUGGCGGAUGGGAAGCGCCCACUAUUGAGCUUCGUGGACAUUUUGUGGGUCAUUAUUUGAGCGCAACGGCACAGAUGUGGGCAAGCACUCACAAUAAUACCCUUAGAAACAAAAUGAAAUCACUUGUAACUGUUCUGAAGGAGUGUCAGGAUCAAAUGGGAACAGGAUAUCUUUCAGCAUUUCCUUCUGAGUUCUUUGACAGAUUUGAAGCCUUAAAGCCUGUGUGGGCACCUUAUUAUACUAUUCACAAGAUUAUGGCAGGUCUCUUGGAACAGUAUAAACUUGCCGACAGUUCUCAAGCUCUUAAGAUGGUGACUUGGAUGGCUGAUUAUUUCUACAAGCGUGUGCAGGAUGUGAUAAGGAACUACAGCAUUGAACGACAUUGGGUUUCAUUAAAUGAAGAAACUGGUGGCAUGAAUGAUGUCCUAUAUCAGUUAUUCAGUUUUACGGGUGAUCAGAAGCACUUAUUGUUAGCUCAUCUUUUCGACAAACCGUGCUUUUUAGGAAUUCUUGCAAUGCAGGCUGAUGAUAUAUCAGGUUUUCACGCAAACACUCACAUUCCAAUUGUCAUUGGUGCUCAAAUGCGGUAUGAAUUAACCGGGGAUGAACUAUACAAGGGAAUGAGUGCAUUUUUCAUGGAUGUUGUAAACUCGACCCAUAGUUUUGCAACAGGAGGAACUUCAGUGUCUGAGUUCUGGCAAGACCCAAAGAGGUUAGGUGAUAAGCUACACACCGAAACCGAAGAAUCUUGUACGACCUACAAUAUGUUAAAGGUUUCCCGCAACCUGUUUAGAGGGACAAAGGAAGUGACUUAUGCAGAUUCAUAUGAGCGAGCACUUACAAAUGGCAUCAUAAGUAUACAAAAAGGAAACAUACCUGGAGUAAUGAUAUAUAUGCUUCCUCUAGGUCAUGGAGUCUCCAAAGGAAGAAGUUAUCACGGUUGGGGAACUCCGGAGAAUUCCUUCUGGUGCUGUUAUGGAACAGGGAUCGAGUCAUUUUCAAAGUUAGGAGAUUCCAUUUACUUUGAAGAGGAUGGAAAAGUACCUCAGCUUUAUGUAAUUCAGUAUAUAUCUACCUCACUUGAUUGGGCAUCUAGAUGGAUUUCACUAAUCCAGGUUGUAGAUAAUGUUUUUUCAGGCGAUCAAAGCCUCAAUGUGAAAAUCAAAGUUUCAGCCAAGAAGGGCUCAGGGGUGUCUAUUUUAAAUUUGCGGAUUCCUUCUUGGACAUCUUCGACUGGUUUAAAAGCCACUCUAAAUCAAGAUCCUCUACUUGUUGCAAACCCAGGUAGUUUUCUGUCACUAUCUAGAACCUGGGGGACCGCAAACGAAAUUGCACUACAGUUUCCUCUAAUACUCAAAACAGAAUUUGUACAAGAUGAUCGACCAAUUUAUUCUUCCCUUCAAGCAAUCUUGUACGGACCGUUCUUGCUUGCGGGUUUAUCUGAUGGUGAGUAUGACAUUCAAACUGGGCCAGUAAAUGCUCCUUCAGAUUGGAUAUCCGCAAUUCCAGCUAGCUACAACUCGCAACUGAUUUCUCUUGUACAAGCGAAUGGAGAUUUCAAAUUCUUCCUGUCCAACCAGAACCAAGUGCUCAAAAUGCAAGAAUCUCCUCAAGCGGAAAAUGAUUCGUAUGUGCAUGCUACAUUUAGGCUCAUUUCGAAGAUGGGUAUUGUUGGGAAAGAAGGUUUUAUUGGUAAAUCGGCCAUGUUAGAACCUUUUGAUCGUCCUGGAAUGGUUGUGUCUUACCAUUGUCAAGAAGCACAUAAAGAGCUCACUAUCGAGGAUCAACGCUCUAUUGAUCAUACAAGAUCGGCUUAUUUUCUCAUUGUUGAGGGAUUGAAUGGAGAUAAUAGAACCAUUUCCUUGCAAGCUAAUCACGGUUGUUUUGUAUAUACUGCCAUUAAGUACUCGAAAUCUGAUGUAAAUGUGAAGUUAAGCUGCACAAAUGGAUCAUCGUUGGAUUCUACGUUUAAGGAGACAACGAGCUUCGUAUGGAACGAGGGCUUUAAGAGGUAUCAUCCUAUGACUUUCUUGGCAAAAGGGUUGAGAAGGAGCUAUAUUCUUGAACCUUUAUUCGCACUGAAAGAUGAAACUUAUAACGUUUACUUCAACAUUACCAAGUACUAGAAAUCAGUUGCUUUUACGUCCUGUUUGUAGAUAAUAAGUUUUCUUUACUGGAUUUGAGUAUACGUAUUUAGAAAAGAAACAAAUUAGAGUUUGCUAGAAAUCGGUUGCUUUUACGUCCUGUUUGUAGACAAUAAGAUUUCGGUUUUCGACCAGAGGUUUUUGUAAA